AUGUCGGACGACGACGACUUCAUGCAAGAUUCCGAGGAGGAGAACUACGACUUCGAAUAUGAAGACGAUGACGACCAAGAUCAGAGUGGCGAUGUCGACGUCGAGAACAAAUACUACAACGCAAAGCAGAUGAAGGUGGACAACCCGGAAGAAGCGAUCGACGAAUUUCUUGGUGUACCUGCAUUGGAAGAAGAGAAGGGAGAUUGGGGUUUCAAAGGUCUCAAGCAAGCUAUCAAGCUUGAGUUCAAACUUGGCCGCUAUGAUAAGGCAGUCGAGCAUUACACAGAGCUGCUGACCUAUGUGAAAUCGGCCGUCACCCGCAACUAUUCCGAAAAGUCGAUAAACAACAUGCUUGAUUUCAUCGAGAAAAACGCAGACGACGAAGCUGCAAAUCAGUGCAUGGAAAAGUUUUAUUCCAAGACACUCGACUCAUUCCAGGCAACAAAUAAUGAGAGAUUAUGGUUGUCAACGAACACCAAGCUCGCCCGGCUAUGGCUAGCUCAGAAGGACUAUGCUCGCCUUACAGGUAAAGUGCGAGAAUUGCACAAAGCUUGUCAGCGAGAGGAUGGAUCAGAUGAUCCAAGCAAAGGCACAUAUUCUCUGGAAGCAUAUGCUCUGGAAAUCCAGAUGUUCGCCGAGACGCGAAAUAAUAAACGGCUAAAGGGCUUGUAUCAACGCGCAUUACGAGUACGCUCAGCUGUCCCACACCCUAAGAUUAUGGGCAUCAUCAGAGAGUGUGGCGGCAAGAUGCAUAUGAGCGAAGAGAAUUGGAAGGACGCACAAAGCGACUUUUUCGAAUCGUUCCGCAAUUACGACGAGGCCGGUUCAUUGCAUCGCAUUCAGGUGCUCAAAUACCUCGUGCUCACCACCAUGUUGAUGGGGUCCGAUAUCAAUCCGUUUGACUCGCAGGAGACGAAGCCUUACAAGAAUGACCCGCGUAUCGCAGCUAUGACCGAGCUUGUUGACGCUUACCAGAGGGAUGACAUUGAUCAGUACGGUUUGGUGCUACAGAAAAACCGCGAUCUCCUGGCCGAUCCGUUCAUCGCCGAAAACAUUGACGAGGUCACGCGGAACAUGCGCACCAAGGCAGUUGUGAAGCUCGUUGCACCUUACACACGCUUCCGAUUGGACUUUAUCGCCAAAAGAUUGUCAAUUACCAUCCCUGAAGUGCAGGACAUCGUCGGAUUUCUUAUCCUCGAUAAGAAACUGCAUGGUAAGAUUAACCAGGAUGCGGGGACUGUAGAAAUUGAGAACCGCGCGGAUUUGGAUCGUAUGCGCGCGGUCGCUUCCUGGACCGGUGCCAUUCAGUCUCUAGCAUCAUUAGUCCUCAACGAGAGCGAUGGCUUCAAGGUUGAUGAGUCUGGAGCGGGCUCAACAGGACUUGAUGCAGAUCUUCGGGAAAUGUCAUCAACCGCCUAUGCCAAGGCUACUAUAGGAUCGCACAGUGGCAGACGGAAAGGUCGCGGUCGAGGAUGA
This is a messenger RNA of Dissoconium aciculare CBS 342.82, 1476 nucleotides long. Its product is annotated as CSN2 COP9 signalosome complex. The record is from RefSeq and is a predicted model, not a curated record. NCBI's taxonomy places the organism in Eukaryota, Fungi, Ascomycota, Dothideomycetes, Mycosphaerellales, Dissoconiaceae. Gene Ontology annotation, biological process: protein deneddylation. The transcript has 4 exons. Gene Ontology annotation, cellular component: COP9 signalosome. Bases 1 to 1476 code for a protein of 491 amino acids.